This is a messenger RNA of Capsaspora owczarzaki ATCC 30864, 2649 nucleotides long. RefSeq lists its product as hypothetical. Gene Ontology annotation, molecular function: actin binding. The coding region runs from base 1 to 2649 and encodes 882 amino acids. The record is from RefSeq and is a predicted model, not a curated record. The transcript is spliced from 6 exons. NCBI's taxonomy places the organism in Eukaryota, Filasterea, Ministeriida, Capsasporidae.
AUGUCUGCGCGCGCCAAGCACUCGCCGUCAUUUAAAAAACUCACCCAACUGCCACAGACGUCGCUGCCUCCGCUGCCGGCGCAGGACGAGGACUGGCUCGCCGUGUCGACCAUCCGGAGCGACGCACAGCAACCCGCGGCCAAUUUAGCAGUCGGUGCUCAGAGCAAAAGCAGACCCGAGUCACCAAACGCCGACUCUGCAAGCACCGCCGCCAAAGCACCCCAGCCAGACGCUGAAAAUGCACUCAGUUCUCAGACAAGCCCCCAGGAAUGUUUGGGCGGUGCCGGAUCGGACAACAACACCGCUGCCAUUGGCAUCGCUGGCUCAGGAGCGUUCGCGAAACUUGCUGUGGUUGACGUCACUGUCGCAGCCGGUGUGAAGGAUGCACUCCGCGUUGUCAUUGCCCUGCCAGCCAACGAUGCUGCCUGCAGCACUUUUGUCAAAUUGCAGAGCCAGCGCGAGGUACUGCUGGAAUCGCCGACGCUGGUCGUGCCGUCGCCGGCUUUGCCAGCGCCCAAAACGGGCAUUUCGCCCCUUAAGCUGUAUGGUCGCUUUCUCGGAAAGUCGCCCUCGCCUCCUCCUCCACCACCAGGGCCCGGCCAAUCGCAAUUGAGCACGUCGACAGCUGCGACGACAACGGCAGCACUCCGGGACGACACGUUCGUUCUGCUGGAGGCGACCAUUCCUUGUAGCGUUCUCGCGACGGUCGACACCAACCUGGGCGCGAUUACACACCUCACCGACGCCAACCUUCCGCUGCCCACCCCACCGAGCCUCCUUGGCAAGUUGACGGGCUGGGCCUCCUAUGCGAGCUAUUGCAAUGACCUCAAGGUGUACUUCAAAGCGUACUGGGAAAAGUCCAAAUUCCAUCGCCAGGAGCUUCGCGACGUGCUCUUGAAGUGUGCCACCGUGCACAACCUCUACUUGGACGACGACAGCGUCACCGACGUUGUGGAGCCGUUUGGCGAGUUUAACUUUCGCGCUCUGCAGAAGAAGGUCGACGACGCGCGGGCGACGCUGAACCUUGCCAAGGACAACCGCAACAAGGCACUGGCCAAAGACCGACACGAGCGGUCUUUGGCGAAAGCGGAGCUGCGUCGCAAGCGGAUUGCGGCCGGGUCGGCGGAUCAAGCAGCAAGCAGCAGCAGCAGCAGCCAGUACUACAUCAGCAGCAGCCGCCACCCCGGUCGAACCCUCCGAGCCUUCCGAGCCUGCUGUGACACCAGCGUGGGCCCACUCUCUUCCAGAGAAUGUUUAAAGCUGCCUGCCGAGCUUUGCAACAACUUGGACGAUGCUCUCAUUGCCGCGGGCGCCGAGCUUGCCGCCGCAGAAAGCGCGCAGUUCCGCUACAGCAUCGAGGCCGUCGAGCAGGAGCUGGAACUUGCCGUAAAGGAAGCGCAACAGGCUGCUUCAGCGAAGGUCGAUGCAACUCAAGCGGUGGCUGCCGACCUCGUCCACGACGAGGUGUUUGUCGAAUUUCUGCAAGACACGUUUCACGAAGUGAGCAAGCUGGCUGACAAUCUCAAGAAGGACGUCCUCCGCGCAAUCUCUUCACACCAGCUCAUCGAGCCAAUGCUGCUCACAACCGGCGGCAAGGCUCGGUAUCGGCAGGAGGUUGCAGAGCUGGCCAAGGUCAAAAAGCAUCUCGAGAACGUUCUGCAGCGCGUCCGCCAACACGUUCUCGAGGCACAAGUGGAUGUCAAUGCGCACUACCUGUCACGAACGGCAGCUGCCAUCAAGGCGGCCGAGGCAGCGUCGAGCUCCGCGUAUGAGUUGUUUGAUCUCAAGAAUCUGCAAGCGGCCUUUUUCAACCAGAAACAGGCACUCGAUAUUGAGCUGCUAGAGAAUGCGCUCAAGCAAGCGCAGGAGGCGCAGGUUGUGGCCAAACUUUACCACGAAGAGUGGCAAGCCCGCCAGCUGGCCUUCCCCAAGGACGUGCAGAUCGAGCAGCAAGUCAAGCUCCACGAGGCAGCCUAUGCGGAACAGAGCGCGGCUUUGGCUGAUUUGCGCCGAACCAUUGAGCAAAAGAAGCAAGCCAUCAAGCGCACCAUGAGCAGUCGCCGAGCUGAUGAGGUCAAGAUGAAACCACGCAUCGAAAUCCAACAAAGCAAGAUGAGCCCAGCGCCCAAGAACGAUCUGGCUCGGCGACCGAAGAAGCCCGAAACGAUGAAGGCAGAAGACGCCAAACGAGAUGAAUCAACCCAAAAGAAGAAGGUCGAGCGGAAAGCUUCAAGCCUCCCGAAAAAGCAACUCGCAACCCCGCCUGCGCCAAUUGCACCUGUGUCAUGUCAGGAAACUCGCGCUUCUCUAGCAGGAGCAGGCCCGGCCGCGGUCGUGGCGACCCAGGCGGCUGUGGCUGCGAGAUCGUCUCCUCCUCCUCCUCCUCCUCCGCCAGCAUCGAUGCCUGCAGCUCCCGCAGUAGCUGCUUCACACGUUUCGACGACUUCGCGGUCGAGCCUUUUGACCGAAAUCACAAAUGGGUUUGCCCUUCGGAAGGUUGAAACCAAACAGCAACCCGAGCCCAAACCCCAACCGGCAGCCAGCGUCGGUGCUGGUGGCUUGCUGAACGCGAUUGUUGACAAUCCAAAGUUCAAGUCGCUCAAGAAGCAAACGGAGAAUGCCGAUGCGGACCACGAGCAAGACUUUUAG